AAUUUAAAAAUACAUGUGUUGUACUUGUAAGUUUUGUAAUUUGUAUAUCGCUAAAUGGUUUUACCUUCUAAUGAGACAUUAUUUGUUGAAAUAGGUUUUAAUUUGUAAAAAAAUGGGUAAAAACCGAAAUAAGACUUCUGAAAAAAAAAAGAAAAUUAGUGUUGUCUUCGAUGAGGGUAAAAGAAAGGACUUUUUGUGUGGUUUUCGUAAAAGAAAAUUAGAGCGGAAAAAGAAAGCUCAAGAAGAAAUACAGCGUUUACUAAAGGAAGAAAUAAAAAGAAUUAAACAGGAGAAUAAAGAAUCAUAUAAAAAGCUUGUUGUAUCUUCACGUCCAAUUCCUGACUUAGAGCAAAUACUUCAAGAAGAGUAUGAAGAUGAAGAUGUUAAUGUUAAAAUUGUAGAACUUUCAUCAGAUACACUACAAAAGAAAGAUAUUGUAAUUGGUGAAAAUAGGCCAAGAGUUAAAAAAGAGAAAGAUGCUAAUGUUAAAAAGGAAAACAAUAGUCUUAAUAAAGUUCCAGGCAUGGGGUCAGACGUUGAAAAUGAAUCUGUUGAAUCAGAAGAUGAGAAAGAAUUAAAAACAAAGAAAGAAGUUAAACAAUUACUAAAAAAACAAGCUACUAAAAAAUUACAAAAGAGCAAAGUUUUUCAAAUGAAAAAUAAACUAGACAGGGUACAAAAUAAGAAAAGUCAAAAGAAAAAAGUAAAGAAUGAACAAAGAAAGGAUAAAUCAAAAAAGAAAAAUCAUAGGAAAAAGCAUUAAAUUUAUUUAUAGAGGUAUUGUGUUACCAUAAUAUUCAUGAUUAUAUCUAAUCUCGAUGUAUCAUACAGAUUGUAAUAAUUAUUACAUUUAAGUAACAGGAUUUCAGAUCAUUUUACAAUAAGGUUAAUGUUAAGAAUGCGUCAACAGUUCUUGUAUAAAAAAGAUUUGGUAUUUUGCCAGCUGAGAUAUAAUUUAAAAUGUUGUUAAACCAUCCUGUUUUCCUUCAUCUAUACUUUCAACAAAACUAACGUUUGAUCAUAAUUAAUAACCUUUAUUAAAUAAAAUGAAUAUCUCU
Molecule: messenger RNA, 1058 nt
Organism: Pieris rapae (cabbage white)
Lineage: Eukaryota; Metazoa; Arthropoda; Insecta; Lepidoptera; Pieridae
Gene: vito
Product: nucleolar protein 12
Exons: 3
Coding region: 113-763 (216 amino acids)
Cellular component (GO): nucleolus
Molecular function (GO): RNA binding
Source: RefSeq, a predicted model, not a curated record